GUCCCUGUUGAUGAAGAUCCCCAGAAUGGUCAUUAUGAUCAUACAAGUUCAUCUGCUUUUCGUUUUCGUUACACAACUUCUUCUUCCCCUUGUAUUCUUGACGGCUAAAGAAGGUGGUGGUCUGGGAGUCGACGCAGCCUUAGUGGACGUGCAGAAAAGCGCUAUAGACCGACAGAACGCGGAGCCGAUGAUUUUCAAAUGCAACCACACCGCUUGCAACGACAACAUCGUCUACGAGGACGUAAAUGACGCAAAUUUCACCUUCCCGAGUGGCACCAGUUUGAUCACGGUUUACAUCUACCUCACCCCCUUGCACGGGCGAACGUGUAAUUUAAGGCAACGGGUGAAAGUAAAGCAUCCUCAGCAAUAUCCCUGCUAUAUCCCAAUAUCCCCUUUUUUACUUGAAACAACAAGAGAAGCCAAGGUGCUGGAUGCUGUGAGGGACGACGCAACUGGUGAAAGUAAAGCAUCCUCAGCAAAUUGAAACCCCUGCUAAGCUAUAUCCCAAUUGUAUCCCCUUUUUUACUUAUGAAACAAUUUAAGAGUUGCCAAGGUGGAUGCUGUGAGAGGGACGACGUCCCUCACGCGGUAGCAGGAGCUCUAAGUAAUACGGCGCACAACUACGUCCUUGGGUAUGAUGCGGAUAACGGGGUGACGAUUUCAAACGGGAAAGUCUCGUCUCCACCUGCUGCGGCGUAUCUCAUAAUGCCCUCGCACGACAGUGGACAGGACUUCCAGAAUCGGUCGACAGUGUUCAACACCCGGACGCGGACGAAUGCGUUGCUUUUAAGGCUUUUUUUCAUCUGUUGAAAAUGAUGGUAGUUUUAAUGUGAAAGUUUUGAAAGGAUGGUAGUUUGUGACAUCUUCUCGCCCAGAUUAGAUUUCAUCGAUUGAACGUAGAUUCAUAAAAAGCGUUUCCUUGCUUCUUUGAUCUUGAAAAAAAGUGUUCAAGUUUGCUUUUGAGUUUCAAGGAGAGAUGUCUCCGCUAUUAUAGCCUAGCCUACCUUACUAGGGACAGAGCGAGAAGCACUAGAGAUGUCUCCGCUAUUAUAGCUUAGCCUAGUAUAAGUAGUUUUUUUCUCUUGAUACCUACCUCUUCUACGAGAUAACCUCUAAUCUUCGGUGUCGAUCUGAACACCACACUGCUCUACGCAGGCAUCAACUAUCGCAUUUGCGUUGACUACGAUGGCUUGGGAACCACCUACAAUUGGGCAGAUAGUGG
This is a messenger RNA of Amoebophrya sp. A25, 1222 nucleotides long. The record is from the annotation of a GenBank genome assembly. Lineage: Eukaryota; Dinophyceae; Syndiniales; Amoebophryaceae.